Messenger RNA from Pestalotiopsis fici W106-1, 1311 nucleotides. RefSeq lists its product as uncharacterized. Bases 1 to 1311 code for a protein of 436 amino acids. Gene Ontology annotation, biological process: lipid metabolic process. The transcript is spliced from 2 exons. Gene Ontology annotation, molecular function: phosphoric diester hydrolase activity. The record is from RefSeq and is a predicted model, not a curated record. NCBI's taxonomy places the organism in Eukaryota, Fungi, Ascomycota, Sordariomycetes, Amphisphaeriales, Sporocadaceae.
AUGGCUUACCGGCUAUUAGCACCACUGCUACUAUGCAGUGCGGCCCUCGCUCAGGAUACCAGCUCCGUGUCAGACUCGAGAACAACGGAGACACAAUCGGCAACUUCCACUGAGGAGACUCCGACAGGCACAUAUUUGACAUAUACAUCACAAGAAUCAAACUUGGGAACCUUGACAGAUGAUGCCUCGACGACCAUGAGCAGCAAUGUCACUCAGUCGACUGUGUCAACAACGGAUAGUAGGACCUUUUUGACCGGAUCGUCGGCCACAGCUUCGGGCAACUUUUCUACCACGGCUACCACCGUGGCAACGCCCACUGUCACCAACACGAGGCCGUGCAACAACUAUGCUGAGUUUUGUAGUCGCAACUAUGGCAACAUCACCGAAGUUGCUUGCCACAACUCUCCUUUUAUCACACAGAACAAUCUGGCUGCGAAUCAAAAGUACGACGUCACAUACCAGCUCAACGAUGGUGUCCGUUUUUUGCAGGCCCAGAUUCAAUGGCCCACGAAUGGUACUGAGCCGCACUUUUGCCAUACCAGCUGUGAUAUUCUCGAUGCUGGUCCUAUCACAGAAUGGUUGACCACGGUCAAGGACUGGGUUGUAUCUCACCCUUACGAUGUCGUAACUAUCUUGCUUGGCAACGGCAAUUACUCGGUGCCAUCCCUCUACUAUCCGUAUAUUGAGUCGACAGGCAUUCUGGACUAUGUCUAUACGCCACCCCUGGUGCCCAUGACAUUGAACGAUUGGCCAACUUUGAGCGAAAUGAUCCUGUCAGGCAAGCGAGUCGUCAUGUUUUUGGACUACAUGGCCAACCAGACCGAGUAUCCUUGGCUGCUAGACGAGUUCUCGCAGAUGUGGGAGACACCCUUUGACCCCACGGACACCUCCUUCCCUUGCACCGUGGAAAGACCCCCGGAUCUGGCAGACGCCGACGCUCAAAACCGUCUCUACAUGAUCAAUCAUAACCUGAACCUCGAGCUGUCGCUCUUGGGAGUGAGCAUGCUCGUACCGGCGAGAGCUGAGCUCAAUGUCACCAACGCCGUCAACGGUACUGGUAGCUUGGGCUUGUCGGGCGACAAUUGCGUCAACAUGUGGGGAAGGCCCCCGAAAUUCCUAAAUGUCGACUACUACAACACUGGUAGCUACCCAGGUUCCGUGUUCGAAGUAGCCGCAAACCUCAACAAUGUUACCUAUAGUCGCAGUUGCUGUGGCACAACCAGCGCCGGCUCCAAGCUGGGACUUGGCAUCCUAUCAUACCCGGUUGUGGUGUUGGUGGCUACCAUCUCGGCGGCACUGUUGAGCAUUUGA